Messenger RNA from Paraglomus occultum, 370 nucleotides. The record is from the annotation of a GenBank genome assembly. Lineage: Eukaryota; Fungi; Glomeromycota; Glomeromycetes; Paraglomerales; Paraglomeraceae.
AUGACAACCAUAACCGGGACGCGCUCAAUUUUGUUAUCAGGUGCCUAUAUCGUACUCCAACUGAAAUUUGUCCUAACCGAACAGGACGACUGGAAUGAUAGCAGUAACUACAGUGAUAAUAACAUUGAUCAUGUGUUUAAAAUUUUAAUCAUUGUUUGUUUUGGCGUAAUCGGCUUGCUUGUUAUUUCACCCUGGAUAUUUCUGUUCUGCGAGCUAAAAAAAUUAAGACGAUCCGAUCCACCAGCGACCAACCUCGAAUCCGAUAAUACACCGUCCACAGAUGGCACCCAACUAUCUAAAUCUGAAGCAAGAAUUGAGUUUGUUCAAAGCGACGCUUCUCUGCAAAUACCAACAGUUGCGCAUAUCAUCA